GGAGCUGUGCUGCACCCGCUCAACUUGCACAUGAAACAUUUCGUCAAGGAACUGGGCCUCUCAGUUGCCCCAGCCCAGGGCAGCCUUGCAGGUGUUUACAACGGGGAGGAAUUCGUGUUCCAGGAGAGUAGGUGGUACCUCCUCAACCUGCUCAAGCUGCUCUGGCACUAUGGGCUCAACCCCCUGCGCAUGUCCAUGUGGGUGGAGGACAUCCUGGACAAGUUCAUGAGGAUCUAUCGCUACCAGAUGCAUGACUAUGCCUUCAGCAGCAACGAGCGCCUGCUCCACGCCCUGGGAGGGAAUGACUUCACCAGGAUGCUGAACCAGACCAUCGAUGAGAUCAUGCAGCAGGCUGGUUUCUCCCAGAAGUUCAUCAAUGAGGUGGUGUGUCCAGUCAUGAGGGUUAAUUAUGGGCAAGGUGUCAACAUCAAUGGCUUUGUAGGUGCUGUGUCCCUGGCCGGGGCACAGUCAGGGCUCUGGUCUGUGAAAGGAGGGAACAAACUGGUCUGCACUGGUCUCCUCUAUGCCUCCAAGGCUGAAGUUAUCCCUGGAACAGUCGUGUCCAUAGAGCCAAAAGUCAGACCCAACCCCAGAGGGGACCCCGUGAAGCUCUACUACGUCACGUACAACACGUCCUCGGGGCUGACGGGAGACACGUACGACAUGGUGGUCAUCGCGGCUCCGCUCGGCCAUAGGAUGGCCAACAUCACCUUCAGGAACUUUGAGCCUCCCAUCCCCGAGUUCCCCAACCCUUACCACCAGACUGUCACCACCUUGGUGCACGGACGCUUAAACGCUUCCUUCUUCGGCUACCACGACCCACAGGCCUUUCACUUCGGGGCCAUUUUCACCACGGAGAACCCCAAACUCUUCAUCAACAGCCUCGGGGUGGUGUCUCCUGUGGGAGAUGUCAGUGGGGACACCAAGUUGGCUUUGCAGUCAGCCAUCUGGAAGGUGUUCUCCAAGGAAGUGCUGACCAAGGAGCAGCUCAACUUAUUGUUCUCCUCCUACGACUCGGUCAAGGUGAAGCCGUGGUUGGCGUAUCCCCACUACAGCCCCCCAGAGAAGUGUCCUCCCAUCAUCCUCCACGACCACCUGUACUACCUGAACGGGCUGGAGCGCGCGGCCAGCGCCAUGGAGCUGAGCGCCAUCGCCGCCAAGAACGCGGCGCUGCUCGCCUUCCACCGCUGGCACGGCCACACCGACAAGGUGGACCAGGAGGAUCUUCACGAGAAGCUCAAGACAGAGCUCUGA
Molecule: messenger RNA, 1254 nt
Organism: Acanthisitta chloris (rifleman)
Lineage: Eukaryota; Metazoa; Chordata; Aves; Passeriformes; Acanthisittidae
Gene: PCYOX1
Product: prenylcysteine oxidase 1
Exons: 5
Biological process (GO): prenylated protein catabolic process; prenylcysteine catabolic process
Molecular function (GO): prenylcysteine oxidase activity
Source: RefSeq, a predicted model, not a curated record